AUGUCGCACUCCAAGCGCAACACAUCACUGGCCUUUUUCACCUCACACGAACGCUCGCUACUCAGAUCGAGCUGGGGAAGUCAAUCGACCCGCCUGUCGCGAGAGUCAUUCCUGCCCUUCGGAUAUUGUCGCUUAUGUCUGGGGUUCGCCAAGAACCCUGUCGCAUGUACAGAUGGAGCGGCCGAUGGGAAAGGAAACAGCACGAAGGUGCAUCUGUUCUGCCGAGAAUGUGUGUUGAACGAUCUCAUGGCGCAGAGGAGCGAGAUCAAGCGGCUAGAACGAGAAAGCGUGCUGCGUGUCCAGGAGGAGCAUGAAGCCGCAGCGCUAGAGGAAGAGGAGCGGCGACGCCGGGAUCUCGAAGGAUUCGAGAGAGCUGAGCUGGGCUUCGACGACAGUUACGACUAUUCAACUUCUACGUCCAGCAGACCGGGGAUCAAGAGAAAGCGCCAGGCGGAGGAGAUGCACGCGCAUCCUACCAACAACGUCAAUGCACACGACCAGAAAAAAGCAAAAUCCUCCGAGUCGAGUUUUUGGGUUCCGGGAUCAGAUGCGUUGGCAGCAGCAUCAACGAAGAAUUCCAAGUCGUCGCAGAAGCUUAAACUUCACCCUCUAUGUCCAGCCUCGACACCUCAGACGAAGCAUAGCUACUCCCUCAAGUCGCUCGUCAUGGUAAACUUCACAGAGAGCGACCUCGAUACCGCAAGCAGCGGAGAUGAGCCGGCGCGGAUAUGCCCGAGCUGCAAGAAAGUCCUGGCUAACACGUCGCGCCCUAUGCUCGGCACAGCUGACGGGUGCGGGCAUGUAAUCUGCGGAGCAUGCGCCGACCUGUUCCUCAGUAACUCUGGAAGUGAAAAUUCGAAGCAAGAUCUUCAUGCGUCGGACACGAUACGUGGUAUGAAGAAUGGCGGGGAGGGGGAGGAGCACGAGCAGCCACAGCGGCCACGAAUCACCUGUUAUGUCUGCGAGGCAGACCUGAGUGGCAAUUCUGCCAUAGCGGGCGAGGAGAAGGAGAACGAUAACGGGAAUGGCUCGAAAAAGGACAGGAAAGACAAACCCGAAAAAGAAAAAUCACGGACUAAGGACAAAAGGAUAGGAGGCAGGCUGGUCGAAAUCAGUUGCGAAGGGACCGGGUUUGCUGGCGGAGGGACGAAUGUCGCAAAACGGGACGGCGUAGCCUUCCAAUGUUAA
This is a messenger RNA of Capronia epimyces CBS 606.96, 1188 nucleotides long. RefSeq lists its product as uncharacterized. The record is from RefSeq and is a predicted model, not a curated record. Gene Ontology annotation, molecular function: ubiquitin protein ligase activity. Gene Ontology annotation, cellular component: nucleus. The transcript has a single exon. The coding region runs from base 1 to 1188 and encodes 395 amino acids. NCBI's taxonomy places the organism in Eukaryota, Fungi, Ascomycota, Eurotiomycetes, Chaetothyriales, Herpotrichiellaceae.